Molecule: messenger RNA, 1593 nt
Organism: Penicillium canariense
Lineage: Eukaryota; Fungi; Ascomycota; Eurotiomycetes; Eurotiales; Aspergillaceae
Product: CDC2/CDK family serine/threonine-protein kinase
Exons: 8
Coding region: 1-1593 (530 amino acids)
Biological process (GO): protein phosphorylation
Cellular component (GO): nucleus
Molecular function (GO): cyclin-dependent protein serine/threonine kinase activity; ATP binding
Source: RefSeq, a predicted model, not a curated record
AUGGCUAUACUUUCACUCGAGAAGGAUAGCGAGGGCCAGCUUCGGUUUCCCGGCUGUUCCAACAUUCGCGACUUUGAAUUCAUCGGCAAACUUGGCGAGGGGACUUUCGGGGAGGUCUACAAAGCGAGAUCCAAGAAGGACAACUCGAUUGUGGCCUUGAAGAAGAUCCUCAUGCACCAUGAGAAGGAAGGGUUUCCCAUUACGGCGAUUCGUGAAAUCAAACUCUUGAAAGCGCUCUCUCACGUCAAUAUAUUGCAACUCAAGGAGAUGUCGAUUGAGCGGAGCAAGGGCGAAGGACGCAAAAAGCCCAGCAUGUACAUGGUCACCCCUUACAUGGAACAUGACCUAGCAGGACUUUUAGAAAACCCUGCUGUUCAGUUCACGGAGCCACAAAUCAAGUGCUAUUUGUAUCAGCUGCUGGAGGGCUUGCGGUACUUGCAUGCGAACCACAUCCUGCACCGAGACAUGAAAGCUGCCAAUCUCUUGAUCAGCAAUGGGGGCAUCCUCCAGAUCGCCGACUUCGGUCUUGCACGACCCUUUGAUGAGCCUGCCCCACAACCCGGAAAAGGCGGCGGAGAGGCUAAAAGAGAAUAUACCGCGCUGGUUGUUACGAGAUGGUACCGUCCACCAGAGUUGCUACUGCAACUCCGGCGGUAUACGUCCGCCAUUGACAUGUGGGGAGUCGGGUGUGUGUUUGGUGAGAUGUUCAAGGGAAAACCGAUCCUUUCCGGCAGCAGUGAUCUGAAUCAAACUCAACUCAUCUUCUCGUUGGUGGGAACUCCUACGGAAGAGAACAUGCCCGGGUGGAGUUCGCUUCCAGGAUGCGAUGGAGUGAAGAACUUUGGGUACAAACGAGGAAACCUUGCCGAAGUAUUUAAAGAGCAAAGCCCCGUGGCCGUUUCACUCCUGACGGAGCUUCUCAAGCUUGACUGGCGCAAACGCAUCAAUGCAAUUGAUGCUCUGAAACAUCCCUACUUUACCACACCUCCCCUUCCCGCGAAACCCGGAGAGAUCCCCCGUUUCCAAGAUUCCCACGAACUGGAUCGAAAGAAAUUCCGCGACCAGCGAGCUCCUAUGCCUCCGGCGCCGGCAAUGGGCUCCUCCGAUGCUCCCUCCACCGGAGGAUGGGCCGGGCCCGGCUCGAGGCCAGACUCCCGAAACAGCCAUCACAGUCGGAUCCCGGGGGCCGCCCGCGGCGGCCGACCAAACGGCCCAGGGGGCGCCAACCGACGGGGUCCCUUUGCGCCCCAACAGCGAGAGAGCGGGCUUCCUCCGCGGCCGCCGUCUGCGGCCCAUCAGCAGUGGGAGGGGUCGCAGGCCGGCAGGACCGACAGGACCGACGGACGAGAUGACCAGCGGCGAGACCGGUUCAACCAAGGUCGGCCCAGUGGAAGAUUUCCCCAAGGCAGCAAUGUUGACUCGUAUGUUCCGAGCUAUGGGGGCAAUUCUCACGAUCGUGGUCGAGAAGCCGGUGACUACAACAACUCUCAAUCCAAUCAGGAUUGGCGUGGGGCAAACCGGCGUGACUUUCGCCGCGACCCUCCCCGGAGAAGGAGCCGGAGCCCUGGCUUUAGAGAUGCGGGCAAAGAGUGA